AUGGCAGCCUUCACAGACUUGUGGAGAGCUCGGGUUCAGUUCUUCAAUCCUAUUGUUCCGACUUUGCUCGAGUUGCACCAAAAGUAUGGAAGCGUGGUGAGAAUCGGCCCAAAUACAAUCAGCCUGAGCGACCCAGGGUUUGUUAAGCUGGUAUACUCCGCCAGGAACGAGUUUACGAAGGCGGAUUCGUACGGCCCAAUGCGCGUAUUCAUCAAGCACGAAUCAGUGGGGAGCAUCAUUGACAUGCAAGAUGAUGAGCAAAAUCGAGUCUUGAAGAAGGCUGUGGGAGCUCUGUUCAACAGCAAGAACCUUGCGCCUUUUGAGAGUGUUGUUGAAUCCAUUCUGGAAGAUCUAGCAUGGAAAGUAUGUAGUGCAAGCCAGCAGCCAUUCAACCUAUACGAGGUAAUGCAGCUCUACCAGCUAGACUUCCUGAUCAAAAUAGCAUUUAGCGAAAAUGCAGGACAUCUUCGACAGGGACAGGACGUUAUGGGCCUUGCUAAGCUCGGGUUCAAGAGAGUCUCCCACUGGUACUCGUGGCAGCCACUAUUCUGUCUCGAGAGGUUCAUCUUCCAAAAUCGCCAUUGGAGUGGUCGUCUUGCUGGCCCAUCGAAAUGGGCGGUGGCAGGGGCUGACAGGCUUAAACUACGCCAGCAGCAUGCGUACCGGGGAAUUGAACGAAAUGACGAUCUCCUACAGGGCUACAUUAGAGCCAGUGAAAAGUAUCCGGAUACGCUACGCGCUGGUACCAUCGUCAGUCUUGUCAACUCUACUGUUUCUGCCGGUGCAGAUACCACUGCUGGGACCAUGUCGACGAUUCUCUAUCUCUUAAUGAAACACUCUCGUGCCCGAGAAUGCUUGUUGAAAGAACUGCAAGACGCACGCAGUCAGGGACGAAUUUCUGCUCCAAUUCGUUACGUUGAGGUUGAGCGCCUGCCAUAUCUUGAUGCUGUGGUCAAGGAAGCUUUAAGGCUUAACCCACCUCUUGCUGUUCCCUUGGAGAGAGUUGUGCCAGCUCAAGGUUGCUCGUUCAACGGUCUCAAGAUACCAGGAGGUACCAUUGUCGGCUGUACUGGAACUGUGAUCCAUCUCAACCAGUGCUGUUUUGGCGAUGACGCUGAUCAGUUUCGGCCUGAGCGCUGGCUCAAUCGGGAUAACAAAGAUCGUCUUGCGAUGGAACAAGCAUUCUUGGCUUGGGGCGCUGCCAAUUCUAGUGACUUUCAAGGAACGAGGUUCGAUGGCACGCUCUAA
Messenger RNA from Neoarthrinium moseri, 1248 nucleotides. RefSeq lists its product as uncharacterized. Bases 1 to 1248 code for a protein of 415 amino acids. The record is from RefSeq and is a predicted model, not a curated record. Gene Ontology annotation, molecular function: oxidoreductase activity, acting on paired donors, with incorporation or reduction of molecular oxygen; monooxygenase activity; heme binding. The transcript is spliced from 3 exons. Lineage: Eukaryota; Fungi; Ascomycota; Sordariomycetes; Amphisphaeriales; Apiosporaceae.